Molecule: messenger RNA, 4920 nt
Organism: Cyclopterus lumpus (lumpfish)
Lineage: Eukaryota; Metazoa; Chordata; Actinopteri; Perciformes; Cyclopteridae
Gene: kif7
Product: kinesin family member 7
Exons: 20
Coding region: 171-4253 (1360 amino acids)
Biological process (GO): microtubule-based movement; mitotic spindle organization
Molecular function (GO): ATP binding; microtubule binding; microtubule motor activity
Source: RefSeq, a predicted model, not a curated record
GCUCCUCCCCCCGCUCUGCUCUGCGCUCACUGCCCCUCAACUUCCACUCUCCAUAAAACAAACUCCAGCGUUAUCCUCAAUCCGUGGUGCAACUUCUGCCAACUUUAAUGGCCCAAAGAUGAUUCAUAAGUAGCAGAGGAUCACAGAGGAGCUCCAGCGGUGCAGCGGAAAUGUCUCCCAAAGUGCCGAGUGGCCAAAGCCGAGGGGAUUAUUCUGCAGUGCAAGUAGCUGUUCGAGUGCGUCCCUUGCUGCCUAAAGAGCUUCUUCACUGCCACGAGAGCUGUAUCACUGUGGACUCGGAGCUGUGUCGAGUUACUCUGGGCCACGACCGAAACUUUCUUUGCGACUACCUAUUUGAAGACACUUGCUGUCAAGAGGAGGUGUAUACAUCGUCUGUCCAGCCACUCAUAGAUGCUUUUCUUCAAGGUUUCAAUGCUACAGUCUUUGCCUAUGGGCAGACAGGCUCAGGAAAGACGUACACCAUUGGAGAAGCUAAUAUUUGUUCCUUUAGAGAUGAGGAGCAGGGUAUCAUCCCCAGGGCUGUUGCAGAUGUCUUCAAGCUGCUCGAUGAAAAUGACCUCACAGACUUCUCGGUCCGAGUGUCCUAUCUGGAGGUUUACAAAGAGGAGUUCAGGGACUUACUGGAGGUGGAGACAGCCAGCAAGGACAUCCACAUCAGGGAAGAUAAAGGCAACAUUGUUUUGUGUGGCGUAAAGGAGUGCGAAGUGGAAGGUCUUGAUGAGGUGUUGAGUUUACUGGAGUCAGGAAAUACAGCCAGGCACACUGGUGCAACCCAGAUGAAUCUAAACUCCAGCCGGUCACACACCAUUUUUACCCUGUAUAUGGACCAGCGCCGGGGAAGCUCUCGCCUUUAUGGGACUGCGCCAAAUUCCGGACCACAAAUGUUGUCUUCCAAGUUCCACUUUGUUGACCUUGCAGGGUCAGAGCGCAUCUUAAAGACGGGUAACACUGGAGAGAGACUGAAAGAGAGCAUCCAAAUUAACAGCGGCCUUCUGGCUCUGGGAAAUGUAAUAGGGGCACUGGGGGACCCUAAGAGGAAAGGCUCUCAUAUACCAUACAGAGAUUCUAAAAUCACAAGGAUACUAAAAGACUCUUUGGGAGGAAAUUCGAAAACACUGAUGAUUGCCUGCAUCAGUCCAUCUUCCUCAGACUUUGAUGAGAGCCUGAAUACACUAAACUAUGCCACAAGGGCCAGAAACAUUCAAAACCGGGCAACGGUCAACUGCAAGCGUGAGCCAGAUCGGGUCGAGGGACUGGAGCAACAAAUCAAGGCGCUUCGCAGAGCCCUCGAAAACCGCCAGCGUUCAGAGACCCGCAUCAUUUCUCACGCUGAUCCAAACAGGAGACCUCGACUUGGAGAGGGAGAGAUCAGCAGACUGCAAGCCCACAGCGCCCACUACAGGACGUGCACAGACACUGCUUACAGGUUGCUGCGGGAGCUGCAGAGUGAAGGGGCUCUGACUGCAGAACAGAGUUUGAGAGUGAAGGAGUGGCUGUGCUCAGUGGAGGAGGAACGCAGUGGACUUACCACUGCCUCUGGACCAGACAGUGGCAUCGAAAACAGCUCCACUGAAGACAGUGUUGCGUUAAGAAAAGGAAGACCUUCGGUGAGGAACCAGGAUCCAGAGGCUGCGGAGGAGAGGUGGAGUAAUGAGCAUGGAGAGAAAGAGGAUAGUAUUGUCCUGCUUCAGGCACAGAUCCAGCGGCUGGAGGGAGAUAACACAGAUUUUUUAGCAGCUCUGGAGGAUGCUAUGGAGCAAUACAAACAGCAGAGUGAUAAGCUGCAGGAGCAACAGGACUUGAUAGUAGAGCUGCAGAGUCUGCUGUCUGCACCAGGGCUCACAGGGCUGGGCCUUAACUUGAGACCGCGGCCUCACACGGCCCCUAUGAGCUCCAUGCAACACAGUCAGAAUGGAGGCACAUACAGACAGUUACAGGUCAGUCCAGUGAGCAGUCUUGGUAAUAUCCCUUAUGGGGAUCAGGAUGAUAGCCUCUAUGAGGAGCAGGAGUUCCAGGAAGCAGCAGAAGUGCAAGACACAGAAGAAGAGGGCAGUGAAAUCAACCUCAGCCAGGAGAGACGCAAACAGGUGAACCUGACCUGGACCAAGGGGGACAUGCUAUCAGGGGAACUAGCAAUUGGUGGUGGAGGACUCAUAUCUCUGCCUGAGUCAGACCAGCGCCUCUAUUUAGCCAGAAAAGCAUCCAACUCCAGUAGUGGGGAGACAUCUGUGCGUGAAAGUCAGAAAAGUUUUGAGGGCGUUUCAGAGUUGGGACUUCUUCAGGCACAGCAGAAGAUCAGGGAGCUGUCUGUCACCAUCCGUAUGAAAGAAGAACUCAUCAAGGAGCUCGUCAAAACGGGUAAGGAUGCCCAGGCCCUGAACAGGCAAUACAGCCAUAAAAUCACCGCUCUGGAGCGUGAAGCUGUGCAGGCUCGACAGGAGCUGCAGGAUGCCCAGCGGCAGCUGCAGGAUCUAGAGAGACAAGAGAAAGAAAUCAGCUCAACGGACAAAACCAGAGCACAGGAAUGUCGCAGGAAGAUAGCUGCUGCUCAGAGCAAAGUUCAGGUUCUCAGUCAGCGUCAGAGGGAUACAGCUCGUCUUGCCAACCUUCCGGCCCAGAGCGAACGUCGCGUGAUAGAGCUGGAGAGAAGUGUUCAGAGCAUGAGGCAGCAGCAAGAGCAGCUGCAAAGGCGGCUGCGCCAGGAAAGUCAGCAGAAACGACGCCUGGAGAGCGAGAUGCAAAGAAGAACUCACAGAGUCAAGGAACUCGAGAUAAAGAAUGAGCAGCAGCAAAAGAUUCUGAAAAUAAAGACAGAAGAGGUCGCUGCCUUCCAGAGGCAGAGACGCAGCGGUAGUAAUGGCUCUGUCAUCUCAUUAGAAGAACAACAGAAGAUUGAGGAACAAAAGCGCUGGCUAGAUGAGGAAAUGGAGCGGGUACUGGACCAGAGGAAAGAACUGGAAGAUCUGGAAGGAGAGCUCACUAAAAGAGAGAAAAUCCUGGCCAAGAAAGAAGCCUUACUACAGGAACGCAGUGAACUGGAGACCAAGAGGCUACGCUCCAGUCAGGCCUUGAGUAAAAACCUGGUGAUGCUUACAGGGCGCAUUGAGUCACUUGAGCAAGAGUUGAGUGAGAGGAAUGGUCUUCUUCGCAGCAGCAGUGCUCAAGACUCUCAGCAGAUUCGCCAAGAGAUCUCCAACCUCCGUCAAGAGAAAGAUUCACUGCUUAUACAAAGAGUGGAGCUGGACGAUAAGCUGCGGCAGGGAAGCCUGCUCUCACCUGAGGAGGAGCGAACACUUUUCCAGUUGGAUGAGGCCAUCGAGGCUCUGGAUGCAGCUAUUGAGUACAAGAAUGAGGCCAUCACUCAGAGACAGAGACAGCUGAGGGCUUCUGCCAGUGUGCUCUCCCAAUGGGAGAUGAAUCUUAUGGCCAAACUCAGUUACCUGUCUGCCUCUGAGACCAGAGCUCUGCUGUGCAAGUACUUCGACAAGGUGGUGACUCUGCGUGAGGAGGAGCGUAAGCUACAGCUUGCGCUGGCUGAGUUGGAAAUGCAACUGGAUGAGCAGCAAAAGCUGGUGCAGUGGUUGGAGAACGCCCUCGAUCGCACACAACUCGACACAGAUCGCCGGCUCACACAACAGCAGAAGGAACAUGAGAAGAGCGUGCAGCUCCUACUGCAGCAGUGUCGAGAGCAAAUCGACGAGGGCUUUGCAGGAAGACAGCGGCAGUAUGAAGGAUGGAUCCGUAACCUCAGCAUGGAGCUGACCCACUACAAGACGGCAAAUCUGGAACUAAGCAACAAACUGAGGGAACUAUGUGGUUCAGGCAGCCAGCCAAAAGAUCUUGCAUCUGAUGGUAAAGCAGCAGGUGUUAGCAGCAUGGAGAAGCUGACCCGCUGGCCUGAGGACAGUCCAGGAGGAAGGGGGACGGCCCAGUCCGACAAACCUUCCAGGUCCCGGGAAGAGAUGCGUGAGCUGGUGAACACGCCUCUCCCGUCCACGUGGAGACGCUCCUCUCUCCCUACGGAGGAACCUGCUGUCAUGGAGGAGUUAUGGCUUCCAGCAGCUGGGGAUGUUCCUUCUAACCGUGUCGUUCAAACUGGAAUGGGGUCCUGGGGUGGGCCGGCAUCCCUGCCUGCGGUGAAGUCUCGCAGAGAAUCACGUCGCUCCAGCCUCAGCAUCGGACCACUGACUUCAAACAAUGCAUUAAUUGAUGUGCGGAAGAAUCCUGUCUGAAAAUACAUGUAUUGUGCUAGACCAUUCUCAUAGAUGUUUAUUUGGUUUCUGAAAUAUUUUCACACAAGCCCUCUUUAGUUUUUGUAUUUCCUUUUUUCCUUUUGUAUAAAAACAAAUUAAUACACAAGGACACCCGCUGAUUUUUAUAUGAAGUACUUUCAGUAAGGUAAAGUCUAUGUUCCCAUGUCAUACAGUAAUUGGUAGGUUUAUGGUCUGCCAGCAAUGAAAGUCAACGAGGUGAAAAGUGUGCAUCUUACAAAAUGAUGCUCUCUAAUCAUGUAGCCUUUUUACCCUACAGUAUUUUAUAUUAAAAUUAUGUUGCCACUCACACUCAUCUGGUGUUUUUUAUUUUUUUUAUUUUCAUGAUUAGUAGUUAUUCAUUUAUUUCACAACUUGAGAAACAAGAAUCGGGAAAUUAUUUCAGACAUUUGUUUUGUAUUCCUUUUUCAAAUCGGUGGUCAGUUUGAAUGUUAUUACAGCUGAUGAGGCUUGAAAGCUGCUGCAAGAUGUUGUGUUGGUUUAAUUGGUCACAUCUGUAUCACAACCUCUUGUACAUUAUUUAUUCUUUCUAACACUGCAUGCCAUUCUUGUUCCCAUCUAAUCAACUGUUUGGGUUUGGGGUCAAAAUCUAAAGCUGUAUCACCCAGUUUAUAUACUACAGCUGUUC